Salvia miltiorrhiza (redroot sage) is the source of this 1999-nucleotide messenger RNA. RefSeq names its product protein PIGMENT DEFECTIVE 338, chloroplastic. Gene Ontology annotation, molecular function: RNA binding. The record is from RefSeq and is a predicted model, not a curated record. The transcript has 8 exons. Lineage: Eukaryota; Viridiplantae; Streptophyta; Magnoliopsida; Lamiales; Lamiaceae. Gene Ontology annotation, biological process: RNA stabilization. Bases 124 to 1617 code for a protein of 497 amino acids.
GAGUUAACUAAAACAUAUUGUGUGCACAAUGCACCCACGGCGCACGAAAUAAAGUCCCUACGAACGGAUAAAAAGAAGCGGCAGCGAAAUCCACCGUCGACUAGGUGCGCCGGAUAAGCAGCGAUGCCACUAGCUCACCACGCCUCUUGUCGUAACUCAUCUCUCUUCAAUUCAUCUCCGCCCUUCACCAAUCCUUCUCUCUCCGCCGCCAUUUUCCCGCUCUCGUCGUUCACUUGUUCAAAUUCCCGCAAAAUUUUCAAAUUACCAAAAUUCAGACAGGCCCACGUUCCAUUAUGUACUAAAAAUGGAGUCUUUGAGGAAUUCAAGGACACCCUUUUGCCCAAAAGGGCUGAAAACGACGAAGAAUCAGAAGGGCUUGAGUUGCUGAACAAGCCCUCUCCGAAGCAAGUGAACGAUGUUGAGGCUGUGGAAGAAGUUGAGGUGAAAAAAGUCGACGCAGAUGAGAUUUUGGCGCCGUUUUACAAGCUGUUUAGGCCACCUGCGGAGGAAAUUGAUCAAAAUGAGGGUUCAAUUGAGGAGAAAAUGGGGAAAGUUGCUGUGGAGUAUUAUGAGCCUAAGCAAGGGGAUUUUGUGGUGGGGGUGGUGGUUUCGGGCAACGAGAAUAAGCUCGAUGUGAACGUUGGUGCAGAUAUGUUGGGGACAAUGCUGACAAAGGAGGUGCUGCCUUUGUAUGAUAAGGAGAUGGGGCAUUUGCUGUGUGAUGUGGAGAAGGACGCUGAGGAGUUUUUGGUGCAUGGGAAGGUGGGGAUUCUGAGGAAUGAUGAAGUGAUGGGCGGCACGCCUAUACCGGGGAAGCCUGUUGUGGAUGUGGGAACUGUUCUGUUUGCUGAGGUUUUGGGGAGGACUCUUGGUGGGAGGCCAUUGCUGUCGAGUAGGAAGCUCUUCAGGCGUAUCUCAUGGCACCGAGUGAGGCAGGUUAUGCAACUAAACGAACCGAUUCUGGUUCAAAUCACGGAGUGGAAUACAGGUGGUCUCCUUACAAGAAUAGAGGGGCUCAGGGCUUUUCUUCCAAAAGCUGAAUUGAUCAAUAGAGUUAACAAUUACACGGAACUUAAAGAGAACGUUGGACGGAGGCUCUAUGUGCAAAUUACUAGAAUAAAUGAAAACACCAACGACUUGAUACUCAGUGAGAAGGAGGCUUGGGUGAUGAUGCAUCUUCAAGAGGGAACACUUCUCGAAGGAACAGUCAGGAAAAUUUUCCCAUAUGGUGCGCAGAUAAGGAUUGGUGACACGAAUAGGAGUGGAUUGCUGCAUAUUUCAAACAUAUCUCGAGGGCAUACUACUUCUGUCAGCGACUAUCUGGCAGUUGACGAUGAGGUUAAAGUUCUUGUUAUAAAGUCAAUGUUUCCUGAGAAAAUUUCUCUGAGCAUAGCUGAACUUGAAAGCGAGCCCGGUCUAUUUUUGUCAAAUAAGGAGAGAGUAUUCUCGGAAGCUGAGGAGAUGGCAAAGAAGUACAGGCGGAAGAUGGCAGACGUGUCAGCCACAAGAAAGCUUGAAGCCCUUCCCACGGAAGGCUUGCCAUUCGAAGAUGAAGAGAAGUUCUACGCCAACUGGAAAUGGUUCAAGUUCGAGAGGGACAACGAGCUGAAUCCAUGACUCUCGAAAUCCAGGUGGAACGAGAACCAUUGCUCUGGAGAAAGAAAAAAGGUAAGGAUGGAGGGUUUCUCUAACGAGACUCCUCUCCUUCCUCGCUCAACACGCUGAAGAGCUCUUCCUCAAGAUGGCCUUUGUUGCCACAAUCCAAAUGAUGCGGCCAUUGGCAUGUUCUCCAUCAAGACGAGAAGGGUCUCGCAGCUGGUGAGCCGUACAAAGACCCCUUCUGCAGUUGUUGUAAUUCGAGCUUUGUCUACCUUAUCUCGAAUUUUCCAUAAAAUGUGAUUAGCUUAUAUGCAGAAGAAAAAGCAUGCUAGGUGUUGUAAGUUUCUAUUGAAUGCUUAAAAGUUUCAUUCAAAAUAAGAUUGAAUGGCGUUCGACGUUA